GUGAGGCACUGCACACUCUACGACACGUUGCGUGUGAUGAUAGUUACCCACUAACCAUCAGUGAUAAUCUUCCUUGGUUGAUUAUUUGUACAUGCUAUUUGUAUAAGAAUUCAGCGCAUAUUAAAAUCGACUUUUGCUGGUUUCGUCUAAGAAAUAUCUACACUCGAACUCAAUAACGGCAUCGAUCAUUGCCUCAAGGGAAAGAAAUUGUCAAUUGACAACGUGGGCGAAAGACUGCGUAUUUUCUUUAAUUGCUUUGCGACCAGUGGAUGUAAAAAAAAUAUUUUAGGAUGAAUAAAGAGGGUUCUCCGCAGAUCAUUGAACCUACCUACUCGCAUGUCUUCAACUUCGAAAAAAAAUACUUUUAUCCAGACACUCAAAAAUGGAUCCAGAAUAAUUUUCAGUAUUGCUACUACUGCUGUAUUAUUUACGUGAUCCUAAUUUUUGGCGGCAAGUACUACAUGUCGAGCAGACCAAAGUUUGACUUGAAGCGUCCGCUUGCAUUAUGGAGUGGAUUCUUUGCAGUGUUCUCCAUUAUCGGAUUUUGUAGAACAGCACCGGAAAUGUUCUCUACAUUGAGACAUCAUGGGUUUUACCACAGUAUUUGCAUACCUAGCAACCUUUUGCAAGAUCAUGUUUCUGGCUUUUGGACAUGGGUAUUUGUCCUAUCAAAGAUCCCAGAAUUUGGUGAUACGAUCUUCAUUGUGUUACGAAAGCAACCAUUGAUAUUUCUACAUUUUUACCAUCAUUUAACUGUUGUUCUUUUCUCUUGGUUCACAUAUGCGGAGACUACAGCACUCUCAAGGUGGUAUACCGUAAUGAACUACUUUGUUCAUUCCUGGAUGUAUUCUUAUUAUACCUUAAAAGCAAUGCAAUAUAAAUUACCAAAAGGCUUUGCCAUGAUGAUUACUACGAUGCAGCUGGUACAAAUGGUGAUUGGUUGCAUUGCAACUAUUGUGGCUUACUAUUAUCCAGAAAUUCGUGGACUUGAAUGCUACAUUACGCGUAAAAAUGUUAUAUUUGGUUUCGCCAUCUACUUCAGUUAUUUAAUCCUAUUUGGAAAAUUCUUCUUCAAGGCUUAUCUUUCCGACAAACGAAAAAACAAAGUCGGAGAGAACGUUCACGUCGAUGGAAGAAAGGAGUAUUAUAAACCAAAGACUAGCUAAAGUAUAUCAAAGUUUUUGAAAUCUUUCUCUAUAAACGCUUUCUGAUAACGUUUCGUGAAAACACUUAUAACGUAUUUUGGGAGUCUGCAUUAGUUUACAACAAUAGAAAUUGGUUGUGACAUAAUGCAAGUGAUAAGAUAUUUAUUUAUUGUAAACCAUUUAGUGUAUUUGAUGUUAAGGUAUGUAUGUUGUGUAUGUAUGUUAAGGUAUGGGAUACGAUGGUUUUCAAAAAAGUUGCUCAUGAAGAAGUUAGAAUACAUGGAAAAUCAAGAGCGAAAUUUCGUUAAGCAUAUCUUCGAAAUAUUUUUAGGUAACAUUAGUAAGAAAAAUGGAUUCACAAAAAAUAAGAUACGUUCAGAUAUAUGAUUUUAACUGUAUUUUUGUUUGCCGAAUAAAUUUAUUCUUAAAUACGGUAAGGAGAUGUUUUAAUGACAAACAGUUUAGUAUUUCAUGUAAUCGAUAAUUGAUGACUUCUUGGAAUUUUUGACUUAACUGACACUCUGAUUAAAUGUCCAAUAAUAUUAAAGGCUAUUACGACGUUUGCUCUAAUAUCGUCAUUAUACUCAUGGAAAAUCUCUGAUCGUAAAAUAAAUACAGAAUGAACAACAGUGCAUAUCAAUGCAUAAACAUUGUGAAAAAAGCUUUGUUAAUUAAAGAACAAAAUUCAGUGUGUCUAUGUAUGUAGUGUAAUCGUAAUCCAUGGCUAUACAAGGAAAAAGGAAAUUAAUAAAAACAGAAAGAAAGUUUA
This is a messenger RNA of Bombus huntii, 1914 nucleotides long. Its product is annotated as elongation of very long chain fatty acids protein 6-like. The transcript has 3 exons. Bases 291 to 1166 code for a protein of 291 amino acids. Lineage: Eukaryota; Metazoa; Arthropoda; Insecta; Hymenoptera; Apidae. Gene Ontology annotation, biological process: fatty acid elongation, saturated fatty acid; sphingolipid biosynthetic process; very long-chain fatty acid biosynthetic process. The record is from RefSeq and is a predicted model, not a curated record. Gene Ontology annotation, molecular function: fatty acid elongase activity. Gene Ontology annotation, cellular component: endoplasmic reticulum membrane.